AUGGACCACUCAGCGCCUUUCAUUCAUCAUCACCAGCAGCAAAACCAGCCAACUUCUUUCGAAUCCGAAAAAGUCGACUAUGGCUUUGACAGUUUGCUCGGUCACGAUACCUGCCUGACACAUGGUCUCGAUUCUCUCGGUACCUGCAACAACACUGAGAACGCUUGUCUCGACCAACGCUGUUUUGACCACUAUGGUAAAACUGCUGCCACCAAGAACGCUCUUGACAUCGGCCUCGAUCUUAAGAACGGUACUGAUACGGUCUCCCAGCGUCAUGACCAGGCCAACAACGCCCGUUCCACGAGGGCAAAAAGCCGUACCCAAUCAAGCAUAUCCAGUUCUCCUGCAAGAACAUUGUCCACUGCGGCAAUGAGAGUCUCAGCGCACCGACAAAAGCGAAGGAGACAGUCUGAGCAGACGCAUCAAUAUCAUAACCAACCGGAAUACCAGCUGUCGUCACAUGUGCAUCAAAUGCACUCUCCUCAUAGCAUUCAACAAGAUCAGAAUCUCCAGCAUAUCGACCCCACAGCCGUUCUUCAGACCGUCAACGAGAAUUUGCAGCACAACUUCAAUAUGCCACUGUUAGACAGUCAACAUACAUCGUUUGGAGAAUUCCAACACCAUAACCAUGCGUUUUCAAUGCCCAGUCUCUAUGAUCGCUGGCCACAAGCCGUUGCUCCCUCCUGGGCCAACAUGAUGGGACAGGCCGACGUCGCUCAUUGCAUGCCGAUGUCGUGGACACCACAUAUGGGAUGCAAUAACGCCACCUCUGUUGACUGCACUUCUGCGUGCGGCGACGCCAAAUGUUGGAGUCAGUGUGGCGAUGGAGAUCAUGCGGACUGUUGCUUCGAUGCUUCUUGUGACGAGUUUGACUUCUCCCAUGCUGCUUGUUGCUUCGAACCCACUUGUGCUGCCCUUGAGCCAUGCCUUGACGCCUCUUGUCAGGAGGCCGCAAUCCCCUGCAACGAUUCGCAUUGCGUGAGCACCACCGUUUCCACCACUCCGGCAUCUGUGUCUGUUACAACACCCUCGGCAGAGCCUGAACCCGUGGUCAAUACCCUAAUGAGCCCAGUCGAACCAGGCCAGGGUGUUCCUCUGGAUAUUGACUCCGCGAUCGGUCAUGACUUUGGCGAUUUCUCUCAUGAAAUCGGACAUAGUUUUACUGACGAUCUCAACCAACACGUCGGGAAUCUUGCGAGCCGUCCCAGUGGCCCAGGGCUGGCCCGCAAUGGCACCUUUUCUAUGCCUUCACAAUCCCCCACACCGAAAACCGAGUUGGCGGAGAAGCAAGCCAUAAAAGGAGAAGCCGAUUUCACCUGCCAAUGGCUAUGUGAGGGAGAUGGUGUCCUCUGUUCCAAACGGUUCGGAAGUAAUAAAGAACUCCAGGACCACUGCAAGAAUGAGCAUGUCAAGACUCUGCAGAAAGGUGAAAAUGGGUUUUGCUGCACAUGGUACGCUUGUAUAAGACCCGGUCCAUUCUCGCAAAAGAGCAAACUGGAACGACAUAUGCAGACGCAUACCGGAUACAAACCAGUCAAAUGCGAGAUUUGCGGCGUAAUGCUUUCAGCAAAGCAAUCCCUGGAGCAGCACAUGCGUACUCACUCGGGAGAGAAACCAUGGAAGUGCAUACAACCGGGGUGUGAGGCGCGUUUCAAGCAGCAGAGUGCUCUUACCAUGCAUAUGCGCACGCAUACAGGAGAGAAGCCUUUGCAGUGCGAAAUUUGUGGGAAGCGGUUCGGUGAAUCUUCCAAUCUAUCCAAGCACCGUCGCACGCACAAUGUUCGUGGUAACCACGUUUGUGAGCACUGCGGCAAAGACUUUCAUCGGCUGGAUCAACUUCGUCGGCAUCUGCAGACACAUAUGCAAGAUGGCGGCCGCAAGACUAGCAAAAGCUCAUGA
This is a messenger RNA of Fusarium mangiferae, 1899 nucleotides long. RefSeq lists its product as uncharacterized. Gene Ontology annotation, cellular component: PcG protein complex; transcription regulator complex. NCBI's taxonomy places the organism in Eukaryota, Fungi, Ascomycota, Sordariomycetes, Hypocreales, Nectriaceae. The record is from RefSeq and is a predicted model, not a curated record. Gene Ontology annotation, biological process: regulation of transcription by RNA polymerase II. Gene Ontology annotation, molecular function: RNA polymerase II cis-regulatory region sequence-specific DNA binding; DNA-binding transcription factor activity, RNA polymerase II-specific. Bases 1 to 1899 code for a protein of 632 amino acids. The transcript is spliced from 3 exons.